Rhinichthys klamathensis goyatoka is the source of this 1874-nucleotide messenger RNA. RefSeq names its product adenylosuccinate synthase 2 (gene adss2). The record is from RefSeq and is a predicted model, not a curated record. Gene Ontology annotation, molecular function: GTP binding; adenylosuccinate synthase activity. The transcript has 13 exons. NCBI's taxonomy places the organism in Eukaryota, Metazoa, Chordata, Actinopteri, Cypriniformes, Leuciscidae. Bases 130 to 1506 code for a protein of 458 amino acids. Gene Ontology annotation, biological process: 'de novo' AMP biosynthetic process; IMP metabolic process. Gene Ontology annotation, cellular component: cytoplasm.
AGAGAACCACUUCGUGGAGACGCUGGUACGCAAGCGGUGCUCCGCCCUCGGUGUCUCACUCAGGUGCGCGACUGUUCGUGUGUCGGAGGAGCAUUGCGGAGCUGCAGGGAGAGCAGAGGGGAUACAGUCAUGUCAGACAGCGGGAAUGCACAGUCACAGGACGGAGGAUCCCACGGCGAGGAUAGUACGAGCCGGGUGACGAGCCCAAGUGUGGGCAACAGAGUGACCGUGGUGCUCGGAGCGCAGUGGGGCGAUGAAGGGAAAGGAAAGGUGGUGGACCUGCUGGCUCAGGACGCUGACAUGGUCUGCAGAUGUCAGGGGGGCAACAAUGCAGGACACACGGUUGUGGUUGAUUCAGUGGAAUAUGAUUUCCACCUUCUACCCAGCGGGAUUAUCAACCCUAAGGUCACUGCCUUCAUUGGUAAUGGUGUAGUCAUUCACCUGCCUGGCCUAUUCGAGGAGGCUGAGAAGAAUUUGCGGAAAGGAAAAGGUCUGGAAGGCUGGGAGAAAAGGCUCAUCAUCUCUGAUCGUGCACACAUCGUGUUUGAUUUCCAUCAAGCUGUGGAUGGAGUCCAGGAACAGGAGAGGCAACAGCAAGCUGGCAAAAAUUUGGGAACAACUAAGAAGGGAAUCGGCCCCGUGUAUUCAGCAAAAGCAGCUCGCAGUGGCCUGAGGAUAUGUGACCUUCUGGCUGACUUUAAGGAUUUCUCAGAGAGAUUUAAAAAUUUGGCCUCGCAGUAUAAGUCUAUGUACCCUUCACUGGAGAUCGAUGUGGAUGGGGAACUUGCGAAACUCAAGACAUAUGUAGAUAGGAUAAAGCACAUGGUGAGAGAUGGAGUCUUCUUCAUGUAUGAGGCGCUACAUGGACCUCCAAAAAAGAUCCUGGUGGAAGGUGCCAAUGCUGCCUUGCUGGACAUUGACUUUGGGACAUAUCCUUUCGUGACUUCCUCAAACUGCACUGUGGGAGGGGUGUGUACGGGUCUGGGCAUGCCACCCCAGAACGUGGGUGAAGUCUAUGGAGUAGUCAAAGCCUACACCACGAGAGUUGGGAUUGGGGCUUUCCCUACUGAACAGAGCAACGAAACUGGAGAGCUCUUGCAGACGAGAGGCAAGGAAGUGGGCGUGACCACAGGUCGCAAAAGGAGAUGUGGUUGGCUGGAUCUGGUGCUUAUCAAAUAUGCCCACAUGAUUAAUGGCUUCACAGCCAUAGCUCUCACCAAACUAGACAUCUUAGAUAUGCUUCCUGAGAUCAAAGUUUGUGUGGCAUACAAAUUAGAUGGUGAAACCAUCCCACAUUUCCCAGCAAACCAAGAAGUGCUACAGAAGGUUGAAGUGCAGUAUGAGACUCUGCCAGGCUGGAAUACAGACACGUCUGCUGUCCGGACCUUUGAUGAGCUUCCAGAAAAUGCAAAAAAAUACGUCUGCUACAUCGAAGAUCAGUUGGGUGUGCCUGUGAAGUGGAUUGGUGUUGGGAAGUCAAGGGAAUCAAUGAUCCAGCUCUUUUAAGAGGCUGCUUGGCCUGCAUGUAGCACUGGCUGGAUUAUGCUCUGGACUCGGGGACUCGGUGCCGGAGACGGGAAGUUGCCUUACAGCCCGUUUAAAUCGAAUAUUUCCCUAUAUUUUGGUAUCAUGCAAGAUCUUGGCAUCAUGUAACUGUUUCUCAUCUGUUCUCCUCUGGUAUUUCGAGCUCUCGUAAGCUCAGUAUCUCCAUCUUAAGUUCAUACGCUGUACAUGUGCUACUACUUCAAACAGUCAGGCAUCAGAAGUUGUUAUAUAUACAUUUUUCACACAGGUAAAACAAGUACUUAAACAUAUUUAAUGUUUUUGCUUCUUUUAUCAUACAAAAAUGGUUAUGCGAUGUGUAUUACCACAUU